AUGAAGAAAUUUGAUAAAAAUUAUAGCGGAUUUGUUGAAUUUAAUAUACGCUGUAAGCACAUAGUUAAAAGAUUUUUCAUUGAAGCUUUAGCAACAUUUAAGAAAUGUCACAUCUCGCCCAAAUCAGCGGGGUUCCUACGUUUUACUAAGAUUUUCAACAUUACUGUUUUAUUAUGGAUAUUAUACUACUUCAGCAGUAGAAAUUUAUUGCCUGCACCAUUUAAUUUAUACUCUUAUACACUUUUUGAUUUCGUGUUUCAAUAUUUUCAGUCCAUUGCCACUGUUGAAAUAUGGGGUACAAAGGAAAAUGACAGCUCUGAAUGGCUCAUUUUGAGGUCUAGUAGAUUGUUAAGUAACGAUGAAAUUGUAAGUAACGAGAAUCAUGGAUACUCUAGAAAAAAUAUUGCGGAUUUGUUAGAGUUAGACGAAAAGAGCAUUGAAGAACAGUAUGAAUCAUUAAUAUCCGAAGGUUUCAACCAGAAUAGCAUUAAAUGGAAAAUAUUUGGCAAGCACACACCUCGAGUAGUUAGAAUUGCGAACCAAAUAAAUAAAACGAUUGAUAUGGAAUUAAUCCGUGCAUUAAAAUCAGAUUCUUGUUAUGAGGGAAUUGAGGUGAUUUCUCUAAAAGAAUCAAAGAAUGGGCGGAUAAAAUCGUUCUUUCGUAAGUAUAAAAUAUUUGUUCCUCACGUCCUUCUUUUUUUGGGAGCAAUUGUGGCUGCAUCGUUGAAAGAACCCUUUUCUGCUGUUUUGUUAGUCAUUUUGCUGUUCAUAUUAAUAAUAUUCUUUUUCGUAAAAAUACGGAAAUGCACCUAUAUUAUGGAGAUGAACAGGAAAUCAAGGAACAGAUAUAUUGGUUUGGACUAUUAG
Molecule: messenger RNA, 867 nt
Organism: Plasmodium fragile
Lineage: Eukaryota; Apicomplexa; Aconoidasida; Haemosporida; Plasmodiidae
Exons: 2
Coding region: 1-867 (288 amino acids)
Source: RefSeq, a predicted model, not a curated record